AUGCGAGCAUAUGGCUACAAGAAGUCGAUACGAAAAGUAGACGACAUAGUUUUGAACAUCGAUCUGGCACCGACGUUCCUGGAUAUUGCUGGCGUCGAAACGCCACCGCAGAUGGAUGGUCGUUCCUUCAAGAAACUCUUCCUAAAUGGCAAGCACGGCAGAAGAUUGAAGUUCAAGUGGCCCGAUACAUUCCUGAUCGAGUCCUCUGGUCGCCGUGAGACUCCGGAAUCCAUCGCAGAGUCGAGGGCGCGGGAAGCCAAGAGGCAAAACGCUACUCAAGCUAAGCAGUCAUCGAGCUCGACACUUCCGGAAGAGAACGACGAUAUCCCCGAUGCGGAUGCGGAUGCGGAAACGGAGCAUCGAUUUACGGAGAGCGACAUCGGAAGCGAUCAGGAUAUAUCGGACGAUGAGGACCUCGAAGAUUCCAUUAUCGACGAGACAAGUUCGGAUCCGCAUCUCGACAACAGGGUGCACUCGCCCUUCGCGACGAAGCACGAACGUCUCGCGGCGGAGUGCUCGCGACCGGAAGCGCAGGCCGACUGUCUUCCGGGACAGAAGUGGCGAUGCGAAAGGGACGGACACCGGUGGCGACGACACAAGUGCAGAUACGCGGUGCCUACGCCGCAGAGGGUGUCCUCCAAGAAGUGCGCUUGUUUCACACCCCACGGAGUGGUCUACACGAGGCUCGAAUCCAACGAUUAUGACGGGCAGAGAUACAGCCCCCCUAGGGAUCAUCGACUUGCGGAUCCUUAUGAUGACGCGAGAGGAUAUGUCAGCAAGCGCGGCAAGCGAGAAGUGUCAGACGAGGAGUUUUUCGAUUAUUUCAACUUGGAGGACGACCGGGACAGGCGUGCGAUCGACGAGGAAGAUGACGAGAACUUCCUCCAGGAGUUGGAUAUGUUGGCACAGGAAGUGUACGAGACUGCACGAGCCAGAGAUGGCAAUGAAAUAAGAAACAUGGACGUUCGUGACGAUGAAAGCAACCGGCAAGAUAAACCCGUCCUCGACUACCUGGAUUACGGCUACACUAUGGACGACUUUGAUCUCACCUUGGAUAAGGUGAUUAAAGGCCGUCUAAAUGUGGACGACGUCGUGAAGAGGCACCGGAGAGUACGAAGGAGCGUCACGAAGAAGGAUCCUAUAGAGCACGUCACCAAGAUCAUGGAGAGCAUAGAGGAAGAAUUGGAUGACCUGAAGCAAACUCAAGUUCGUCACUCAUCCGAGAUAGAGAAGUCGCCAAAAUGUCUGGUUUUGCCGGAAGGCGGCGUGAAUUGCACCGAAGCCGUGUACCAGGAUCCUAACGAAUGGCGGAUAUCGAGACGAGAGAUCGAGCAACAAAUCCGGGAGAUGCGAAUGCAACUAGAAACGUUGAAGGAGAUUCGCCGGCACUUGAUGAUCAAACGACCCCAGUUCGCGGAAAAUGAGGAGAAGCUCGCCGACGCUGAAGAAAGCCUCGAUUCGCACAAGAUUCAUCAUCAUCCGCCGAAGCCUCACGCGAGUCGUCAUCAUAAGAAACACGACAAAGCUGCUCACACCACCACGGAUCGCGACGCAACUACGGAGUCCAUUGCUAAGAUCGGUACAACCCUAAGUAACGAGAGGGUGUCGUUGACGACGAUUGAAGGGAAGCUGGAUAAGUACGAUACAACUCCCUUGGAGGCCUUCACCGCCGAAACUUUCGUCGAAACGUCAACGACGACGCUCAAACCGAAGAAGACGACCCGUCGUCACAGGACGAAGGAAACGUCCGCGAACAGGACGGAAGUUGAAGAGGACAAGACGCAGAGACGCAGAAAAGUGCAUCAUCAUCAUCGUAAAAAUAACACGCUGCUGACCAAUAGUGUUCACGACGAUAUUCCUCACGCGAACACAACCGAUAUCAGCGACGUGGCGUCGUCUACAACCGCUCAAGAUCCUGCAAUGACUCGCGAGGCACGAAGAUACACGACUGUUCCUACUACGGUCGAUGUAUUCAGGACCAGCAGCGACUUCAAUCAAGAUCGCACCACGGAAUCAAUCGCGAUUACCGAAUCGGGAACGACCGGGACUUCGAUGUACACGACGGAAAACAUUCCGCGAACCAGCUCCUUCGUCGGGAAAGGCUCGAGUUCUAAUCGACCUCGAAAUACAUCCCUGACACAGACUACCACGCCACUGCCGAGAAAGUAUUCCAAGAUACCAAGAAAUAGAACAGGAACUCUGGGACCAGCUAGGAUAGACGUCACCAUUCUCGAAGCUCCCGAGAGGAAACAUAAACAUAGUAUCGCAACCAUCAACAACAAUAACAGCCGGUUACCGUUGAUGAACAAUAAUCCAUCGGAGGCACGACACAGCUGUUACUGCGCGCCGGACACGAAGAAGGACGAGAAGGAUCUAGCGAGGGAGGAGAGACGCAGAUUGAAGGAGGAGCGUUUGAAGAAGAAGGAGCGGAAGCUGAGGAAGAAAGCCAAGAUGGAGAAGGAAUGUCUGACAGAGAGAAUGAACUGCUUCGAGCAUGAUAACGAUCACUGGCGAACCGCGCCUCUGUGGACCGCGGGACCAUUCUGCUUUUGCAUGAACGCCAACAACAACACGUACUCCUGCAUACGUACCAUCAACGCGACGCACAAUUUCCUUUACUGCGAGUUCACGACUGGACUGGUGACGUAUUACAAUCUAAGAAUCGAUCCGUUCGAACAGUGGAACAGAGUGUCGUCUCUGACAUCUUCCGAAAGAUCGUAUCUGCACGAUCAACUGGAGCAUUUAAAGGGAUGCAAGGGAACGUGGGACUGUACGAUCGGCAGCGCUAAGGAGGCCGUGCCACAGUUGCAACAACAUCAACGAUAUAGCGCGAAGAGAAAAUAUAACGAUGCGUUCGAAGAUGUAUUUGCACCUUCGACAUUACAAAUUAUACGCGAAAGCGAACUCGGCGGCCCACUGAAUAAAAGACGGAAGAAGUUGAAUAAUUGGAACAGGCGCAAUAGAAGAUGGCAAAAUAACUGGCGACAUCAUCAAGAGACAAUGAAUCCCCGACGUCAUAGUAAUAGACAUCAAUAUUGAUCGAUAUACCUUUUUUUCUUAUAUAUACGCUUCAACAACCGCGUGAAAAAUGCCUUAGGUAUAUACAUUUGAUUUCGCGAUGCAUUUAGUAGCCUAAUUUAUUUAGUGAUAAAUAUAACAAAGACACCAUGGUGAUAUUUAAAUUAAUCUUUCGAUCCUGCAUAUUAGAUGUUCAUCAUCCACAUCAUAGCAUGUUUUCAAUGUAAUAUUUUGUGGCAACUAUUGCAUUUAGCUAUAGGAAUUUUACGUACACCACAGGUGUGGAGCAUACUUUUAAAUUUAUAGAUAUGCGAAUUUUAUAUUAUUAAAAUUACAAUUAAAGACAUAUAGAGACAUUUCUA
Nylanderia fulva is the source of this 3380-nucleotide messenger RNA. Lineage: Eukaryota; Metazoa; Arthropoda; Insecta; Hymenoptera; Formicidae. The record is from RefSeq and is a predicted model, not a curated record.